AUGGCGAAACGACCUCGCGAGAGGUUGACCGCGGGCCCAGCAGUGGCGCGGCGGUCUGCCGAGCCAAGGGCAAGCGCAGUGCCCGACUUGCCCUUGCGCCCAGUCGCUCCAGUGUCGCGAGCUCCGCUGCGACUGCUCGGUCCUGCACGGGUCGACCUCGCAGGGGGCAGGGCUCCGGGCGUUUCUCUCGCCCGCGGCGCCACCUGCCUGGCCGGCGGUUUCCUGGGCGCGGCGGCGGCCUGGCGGUUCGCCAGUGGCCAAUUCGGCAGCUUGCGGGCGACCUCGCAUCCCGAGGUCGAGCGCACCAAGUUCGAGGAAGGCGCCGCCAGCAUCGUGGCCCCCGACGAGAACGACGAGGAGAUGUUUUUCUCGGCACGGUCAACGUGCUGCGCUGAGACGACCUACCUCAUGGCGCUGCAGGCGGGGUCAUGCUGCGGGCGCCAGGGGCGCGGUGCAACCGUUUCCACCACCUGCCGAUGCCUGCCGCGCUACUUGCGGCUGUCACGGCCGCGGCCGCCCGCCCGCGGACCCCCCGCCCUGGCGGCUCCCAUCGCUCCGAACGUCGCAGGCCGGGCCGCGGCGGCGCCGCCCCCGCGGCGAGCGCCCUGGCGCCCCGUCGCCGCGGCGGGCGCCGCAGCUGCCCCGGUCGGCGGGGUCGCCAGCCUGGUCGCGGCGGCGGGCGGGCCCGCGGCCGCUCUGGGGGCCAAGGUGCCUGCCGUUGGCGGCGGCGCCGGCGCCGGCCGCGCGGGCGCCCGCUCCCCCGGCGGCGGCCGUUGCCACCCCAGUCGCGCCGGCAGCGAUGGCCGACGCCCGCGAUGGCCAUGCCACGGGCCCGCCGCUUACCUUGUCGGCAGUUUUCGGGGCGUGCCGCGCGCGAAAGCCACCCGUGGAUUAGUCGGCGGAGUUAUCGAUUUUGACCCAGUACGCUUGGAGUGCUUCAUUCCGUCGCGCUCCAAAUGCGGGGGCCGAUCCCAGUUGCGCGCCGAAGCGGAGAGUCGCAUCUUGUCGCGCGCUGACAGCGCCUCUGGGAUAGGCGCCCCCCCGCACGAUUCGGAUGAGAAGAAGCCGGGGAAGCUCUGCGAGAUCUGCGCGAGCAAGAGGCUCUGCGAGAAAUGCGGGGACGAUAUACCGCUGAACGCGUUGGACAAGUACCCGCGCGGCAAGCGCCGCACCGAAUGCAAGAAAUGCCAGGCGAACCCAGGCUGGAAGGAUUUGCGGGAGUGCAAUGGUUACGACAAAUGGUCGGAGACCUCUGGCACCAGUCAGCACGGCAACCGCGCGCACCACAGGAAGCGCAAUCAGCGCAGGGGGAAAGCCAAGUGCCGGCGGAAGAGACAACCCGCCCGCGCGCCACGGCGUUCGACGCGUCACGGGGCGCCAGGACGUCCCGCGCAGGGCCAUGCCCGGCGCCGCCGCGGCGCGGCGCCCCUCGAGCCGCGGGGCGCUGGCGUCCUGAGCGGCCUGAGCGCAGGGCCAUGCCCAGAGCUGCUGCGCCAGCUUCCACGUGGAGAUGCCAUGGAAGCCGCGUGCGUGACAUGGGCUCCAGAGGCCGCGGGCCUCGAAGUGUCUGCAGAGCCCACAGGCAGGGGCAAGCAAUUGCGACGCGGGCUGGCGGCCGUGCUCUUCCCCGACGCGCCGGACGUGUACGACGUCCUCUCACUUUCCCCGUCGAGCGCCCGGAAAGACGAGUCGGACGUGUACGACCUGGAUUGGAGCGACCCGCGAGCCUUGUCGCCGCCAGGCGGUGGAGCCGGUCACGGCGGCACGCCCUGCCUCGGCGCGGCGCCGGGGCCGGCGUUCAACACGUAUUGCCGGAGCAACUUGGGGCAGGCGCCCCUGGCGGGGCCGCCGGCGGCCCGCGAGCAGUCGCCGCCCGGGGAUGUCACCGGGUCGACCGCGAGCUGCAGUGGGACUUGCGCCGCCAGCAGCAACGGCGCGUCGACGUCGCAGCCGCGGGAGCCCUCGGCCAGCCCGCGGUGGUCGCCACCGCCCGAGCGGCAGGAGCCCCCGCCGAGCGCAGUGGAGCCCCCGUCGGCUGCGGCCUCCUGUGCCUCGGAUGCCACCGUGAACCCGCGGGCGAUCGGCGCGCUCGCACGGGACCCGCCGUCGGUCGCCAGCGCCGCCAGCAGUUGUGGCCGAUUGGGCCGGUGGAGGAGACCGCCGGUGGCGGGGAGCGCCGCGGGGUGGCCGUGACCUCUCCCCGCGCGUCCAGCGGCCGCGGCCGGCCAGCAGCUCCAGGCUGCAGGUUGGCCCUCGCGGCAGGACACGGAAUCGAGCGCCGCCGCCGCCGAGGCGGCAGGUGCGCGCCCGUUCGGCGCGGCGGUGGGCCCGCGCCCAAGUCGCCGGACCACCCCGCCCCUGCGCCUAACUCAGUCCGCACCGUCCCCGCUCCUCCCUUCCCUCCUCGCCAUGCCUCCUCCCCCCAGGAAUAGCCGCCCCGUUUCGGCGGCGCGCACGGGGGGUCAGGGCGACAGGGGGCGGCAGCGCCCUUAACGCUCGUGAUGCUCCGACCUACUUUCAGGCGAUCGCGAACAUGGAUCAGGGGGGCGUGGACUAGCGACGGGCCCCGUUUCCAC
This is a messenger RNA of Prorocentrum cordatum, 2576 nucleotides long. The record is from the annotation of a GenBank genome assembly. NCBI's taxonomy places the organism in Eukaryota, Dinophyceae, Prorocentrales, Prorocentraceae.